GUCUGGAAGAACUCCAAUGGCCAAGCCAUCCCGGAAACCUUCAUCAAGCAAACUGGAACACCAGAGGCUUUGUUGGCAUUAUGGAGAUCUAGUUGCUUACGGCUUCAGACGUCUGCAACGUAAAUAUGAUAGGAGAACAGCUGAGCUCCCUGACCCAACGUAUAUCGAAAACGCUCUGGCAGCUCUCUCUAUUGAUGGAGUUGAAACCCAGGAGGGUCUCACCGAUCAGCUGCAAUCUAGCCUUCUGCCUAUCCUACAAAGCCAAAUCGACUCUCUCUUGCAAGCACUAGAUCUCCCCGGAUUGCGAAAUGAUCCAGUUCCAAAGCUCGCUCUUGUCUUACAGAUUCAAGCGAAACUCGAUUACAGCUUGGAUCGAAUCAAAUAUCUGGUUGUCACCCUCUGUCCAGAUCGGGAAUCUAUGUCGAAUCGGACGGAUGACCACGAUCUCAAAGGAUUGAAAUCCUACAGACUUUGCCGUCUCAGAAUGAAGUUCGAAGGAAUCCUGUCAUGGCGGAUCUGUGAGAUCUUUGAAACGGCCAAUGACCUCAUCCAACAGAUGGAACUCUCAUCCGGACCUUCUAACUCCAGCUGGUCAGAGAUAGAGUCUCUCAAGAAAUCAUUGAAUCGGACCGUUUGUUGUACGUCGGAUACGAUCAAGUCGAUCGCAGAUUGUUUCCAAGCAUCUGAACUGGCCCUUGCCCAAGAUUCAUGGCGACAUCAAAGACUUCAGAUAGAACAGCUGCACCAGUCUAUCCUCGAGGAACUCAAUCCAUCAACACAUACGACAGGGAUUUUCAAGCAGUACUCUGACCAAUUUGUCGGUCAAUCAGUCAUUCGAUUAGCUAGAUUGACUCUCCCGAUCUUCAAACUGUCCAGGAUCUUCUUCGCCAAAUUAUCGAAACGAGGGUUGACUCAAGAACGGCUUCCGAUUCAUACGGAGAUCAGUUCCGAACAAAUCAGCAUUCUCGCUGCAUCUGUUGAACAUGUGGCUGAAGAUCUCCGUGAACUCAAGUUUCAUCUCGACUCUGCUAACCAACGUGAUGGAGAUGCCAGAAGUGAAGAUUUCGUCAGGAUAGCUGGAUCACUCAAAAAUUGCUUCGUGUUCCCGUUGCUUCUGGUAUCCAUGUAUUUUAUUCCUUUGAUUCCUGAUACCGAGGGUCUUCAACUUCAAAAAUAUUAUCAGAAUUGGUGUGUUACUUGGAAUAAUCAUAUGGCUUUGGCCAUUCACAACUUCACACUUGUUGCUAAAACAUACACAGAUGACAUACCUUGAUACACGGCGUUUUUUUUUUUUUCUUCCUUGUGAUCUUAAUUUUCUUUCCCUUCUGUAUGACCUUUCUUGUUG
Molecule: messenger RNA, 1345 nt
Organism: Puccinia graminis f. sp. tritici CRL 75-36-700-3
Lineage: Eukaryota; Fungi; Basidiomycota; Pucciniomycetes; Pucciniales; Pucciniaceae
Exons: 2
Coding region: 17-1273 (418 amino acids)
Source: RefSeq, a predicted model, not a curated record